Messenger RNA from Phlebotomus argentipes, 938 nucleotides. RefSeq lists its product as uncharacterized. Bases 1 to 924 code for a protein of 307 amino acids. The record is from RefSeq and is a predicted model, not a curated record. NCBI's taxonomy places the organism in Eukaryota, Metazoa, Arthropoda, Insecta, Diptera, Psychodidae. The transcript has 5 exons.
AUGGGAACACCUCUUCUGGCCCAUAAUUUCCCCCAACGACGAUGCGAUAAAGCCCAAAGAGCACCACAGGGGCCAAAUCAUCCCCCAUCAGCCCGCCUAUCGGGUGGAAACGAUAAAAUUCACAAUCCCCCUGCCUUUGAAUGCGUGGGAAAAGUCAUCUGGAAAGCAGAAGAGCAUGAAAAUUUGGAUAUCGGAACCAUAAUAAAUGAAAUCAACAAUGAUGUGUUCCGUUCAGAAUUGCAAUUCAGCGAAUUCAGUGGAAUCGACAAAUUUCCCUCUGAUCCAAAACUGUGCGAAUUAUGGAUAGAAAGCCUAAAACUGAAGGACGUGACUAACUUUGACACAUUUUGUGUGUGUGAAUUGCAUUUCAAGCAGACUGACUACCUAAGAGGAACAGAACUGAGAUGGAAGCUGAAGAAAGACGCUGUUCCCAGCCUGACAUUACACGGAUGUGAAGAUAGCCCAGAGGAACCUUCUUUAAUAUAUACAGAGGAAUUACAGGUUUCGCCUCGUAUCGACACUUCAGAUCACCUGCACCGAAGCUCUACGCCAAUUCCUGAAAAUAGUCCGACAAACUCGCUGAUUUCUACAGAGAAAUUCGUGAAGAAAUCUCCUGCACGCGUUCAAUCGGGGGUCGAAAGCAGUGCGGAUCCUUCAAAGCAAAGGAUACCGUCAUAUCUCUACGAUACUGGCAAUAUGACUAUAAAGAGAGCCAUGAAUUCAUCAUCAGACGACAGUGACUCGGAUCGUGCGGAAAUUCGCUACAGAAAGUUGAAAACACUCCGGAAAACAGUAGCUGAAAUGAAGACAAAGAUUAAGAAGCUCCAAAAUGAGAGUUCGCACUACAAAAAAUCUUCAAAGCGACUAAGAGAAAUCCUGUCUGGUCUUAAAAAUGGAAAUGUCGUACUGAUGAAGAAACAAUAAACGAGAUUUUCAAA